Messenger RNA from Amborella trichopoda, 2018 nucleotides. It is a transcript of the gene UKL4, whose product is annotated as uridine kinase-like 4. The record is from RefSeq and is a predicted model, not a curated record. Lineage: Eukaryota; Viridiplantae; Streptophyta; Magnoliopsida; Amborellales; Amborellaceae. Gene Ontology annotation, molecular function: ATP binding; kinase activity.
CCGAUGCCUACUCUGCAGGUGACUGCUCUCUUUGUCGAAGGUGGCCAAGGGGUCUUCAUCACUCCUCUCUCUCUCUAAAAACGAUAGAAGUUAGAGCCGAAAGAAACCAGACGACUUCUACAGAGAGAAAACCUCAACAGAAAUCGAAAAACUCUCUCUCUCUCUCUAUGAACGUUAGAAGAGAGAAACCAGGUGAUUUCUAGAGAGAGAAAACCUCAACAGAAGUCUAUAAACUCUCUCUCUACUGAUCCCGUACGUCACAAGCUGUUCACCGCAAGGUUGGUGAUUCAAGUUUAUGGAUUCUAAAUCUGUAGUGGAUCUAUUGGAGGCUUCAGCAGGAGUUCAUUUUUCUGGGCUUCAUUUGGAUGGCAUAGAGAAUAAAAUGGCUACAGAAGUGGAUAAACCAUCGACCUCUACAAAUGAAGAUGUGCAUAAACAACCAUUUAUCAUAGGAGUUGCUGGUGGUACUGCUUCAGGAAAAACUACUGUUUGUGAUAUGAUUAUUGAGCAACUUCGGGACCAGCGUGUUGUACUUGUUAACCAAGAUUCUUUUUAUCAUACAUUGACUGAUGAGGAGCUAAAGCGGGCUCAUGAGUAUAACUUUGACCAUCCUGAUGCCUUUGACACAGAUGAGCUACUUCGUUGUAUGGAAAUGUUGAAACAUGGACAUGCUGUUGAUAUUCCAAACUACAACUUUAGGACCCAUCAAAGCCACAAAGCAUCGACACGCAAGGUAAACCCUUCAGAUGUUAUCAUUUUGGAGGGGAUACUACUUUUCCAUGAUCCUCGGGUCCGUGACUUGAUGAACAUGAAGAUAUUUGUUGAUACAGAUGCUGAUGUACGCUUGGCAAGGAGGAUAAGGCGUGACACAGUUGAGAAAGGUAGAGAUAUCAGAUCUGUUCUUGAUCAGUAUUCAAAAUUUGUGAAGCCUGCUUUUGAUGAUUUUAUACUUCCAUCAAAGAAGUAUGCAGACAUCAUCAUCCCUCGUGGGGGAGAUAACCAUGUGGCUAUAGAUUUGAUAGUGCAACACAUUCGUACAAAACUUGGGCAGCAUGACCUCUGUAAAAUAUAUCCAAACCUUUAUGUCAUUCAUUCAACAUUUCAGAUUCGUGGUAUGCACACUCUGAUACGUGAUGCUAAAACAACGAAGCAUGACUUUGUUUUUUAUGCAGAUCGCUUGAUCCGUUUGGUUGUCGAACAUGGUCUGGGUCAUCUUCCAUUUACUGAAAAGCAGGUUACUACUCCAACUGGAUGCGUAUAUACUGGAGUGGACUUCUGCAAAAGGCUUUGUGGAGUUUCAAUUAUCAGGAGUGGGGAAAGCAUGGAGAAUGCGCUACGCGCUUGUUGCAAGGGGAUUAAAAUUGGAAAGAUCCUUAUCCAUCGUGAAGGUGACAAUGGUCAGCAGCUAAUUUAUGAGAAACUCCCGAAGGACAUCUCAGAUCGCCAUGUUCUCCUCUUGGACCCAGUUCUUGGCACAGGGAAUUCAGCUGUUCAAGCUAUAUCUCUACUAAUACAGAAUGGAGUUCCAGAGUCUCACAUCAUAUUUCUUAAUCUCAUAUCUGCUCCUCAAGGAAUUCAUGUUGUCUGCAAGAAAUUCCCAAGACUCAAAAUCGUGACUUCUGAGAUUGAUGUUGACCUUAAUGAAGAAUAUCGAGUCAUUCCGGGAAUGGGGGAGUUCGGUGAUCGGUAUUUUGGAACAGAUGAAGAUGACCAACAGGAAAUCCCCCCUGUUUAAAUGUGUCAAAUUCAGUGCUUAAUAGCCUGGGAGAUCAUCCACCCCCUCCCCGACCCCCCAAAAAAAAUAAAAAAAGGGGGAAAUAAAGCCCCCAAUUUCCAAGUCAGUUAUAUCUAUUCACACAGUUAUUAUCAGCAGCCUUUGUUAUUCCGUUAUUGUUAAAACUGAUUAGUGUCUCUGCACACUUCUUGUUUAUUAUAAGGUGAAACGAUUGCUUAUGUGUUAUUUAAUGUAUUUUCCAGGAUACAUUAAUAAUAAAAUGUCACAUUUUUUUCGGUAUUUU